AUGCUCGCUCGCCGGUUCUUGUCCACCAGCGCGUCUCUCCCGCCGACCAUCCGGCAGCUCCUCGCAGCUCCUCCAUCUACAUAUGCUCCUGCGAUACACGUCAACGGCUGGGUAAAGUCCAUCCGGAGGCAGAAGAAGGUCGCUUUCGCGGUGAUCACCGAUGGCUCUUCCGAACCUGGUCUGCAGGCUGUCUUCACAGAUAUAAAUCUCGCUAAACAGUUGACUAAUGGCGCAAGCGUAAAAUUACGCGGAGAGUUAGUUGACAGUCGGGGUGCUGGUCAGGCUAAGGAGCUCCAGGUAGCGGAGGCAGAGGUACUUGGAGAAUGUGACCCAGAAACAUAUCCGAUGCAGAAGCAGGCCUUGACAGUUGAGUACCUCAGAGACCACUGUCAUCUGCGCGCACGAACACGAGAGAUCGGCGCCAUGCUACGAUUGCGUGACUCGACAACUAGAGCUAUACACAACUACUUUGAGGAUAUUGGCUUCAUACAUGUACACACCCCCAUAAUAACGUCCAACGACUGUGAGGGGGCUGGCGAAACCUUUCGCAUCGCACCUUCAAGUUCAGAGCCUUCGUCUCGGUCCGCUUCUCCGCCGUCCUCGGACGCGAAACCUUCAGAUUACUUCAAUCACCCAGCAUACCUUACGGUAUCAUCCCAGCUCCAUCUAGAAGCCGUCGCAACAGCCCUCUCGCGAGUAUACACCCUCUCCCCAUGCUUCCGCGCGGAGCGUUCCCAAACCUCACGCCACCUCGCCGAAUUCUGGAUGCUCGAAGCCGAAUGGGCGUUCACCUCGUCCCUCGAUGAGCUCUGCACCGUCGUCGAGAACGCCAUCCGACACGUCCUUCGCACACACUCGACCAGUCCGGACAUGGACGCCCUCUGGAAACAACACCCGUCCGCAACCGCCCAGGCCCGGCGCGACGAACUGCAUUCCUACGCCUCCGCCUCCAGACCCUGGACGCGCCUGACCUACACCGACGCGAUCAACAUCCUUUCCGCGCACCACGCCGCGACGGGCGCGUUCGUCUUCCCGCCCGUCUGGGGCAGCGGCCUGCAGAGCGAGCACGAGCGCUGGCUCGCAGAGCAGCACGCCCGCGGGCCCGUCUUCGUCACGGACUACCCAGCAGCGAUGAAGCCAUUCUAUAUGCGCAUGAACGACGGGUGCGCCCCCGACCGCCAGACUGCUGCGUGCUUCGACCUGCUCGUGCCGGGCAUGGGCGAGCUGGUCGGUGGGUCGUUGCGCGAGGAGCGGGCGGGGCUGCUCGAGAAGGCGUUGGAGAGGCAUGGGUUGGACAAGUCGGACUAUGGGUGGUAUCUGGACUUGAGGAGGUAUGGCGGCGCGCCGCACGGCGGGUUUGGGCUCGGCUUUGAGAGGCUCAUUAGCUGGAUGAGUGGGAUCGAGAGCGUGAGGGAGUGCAUUGCGAUGCCGAGAUGGGUGGGGCGGAUGCUCUUGUAG
Messenger RNA from Dichomitus squalens LYAD-421 SS1, 1458 nucleotides. Its product is annotated as asparaginyl-tRNA synthetase. The transcript is spliced from 4 exons. Lineage: Eukaryota; Fungi; Basidiomycota; Agaricomycetes; Polyporales; Polyporaceae. Gene Ontology annotation, biological process: asparaginyl-tRNA aminoacylation. The coding region runs from base 1 to 1458 and encodes 485 amino acids. Gene Ontology annotation, cellular component: mitochondrion. Gene Ontology annotation, molecular function: asparagine-tRNA ligase activity; nucleic acid binding; ATP binding. The record is from RefSeq and is a predicted model, not a curated record.